Messenger RNA from Urocitellus parryii (Arctic ground squirrel), 2145 nucleotides. It is a transcript of the gene Hunk, whose product is annotated as hormonally up-regulated Neu-associated kinase. Gene Ontology annotation, cellular component: cytoplasm. Gene Ontology annotation, biological process: intracellular signal transduction; protein phosphorylation. Lineage: Eukaryota; Metazoa; Chordata; Mammalia; Rodentia; Sciuridae. The record is from RefSeq and is a predicted model, not a curated record. Gene Ontology annotation, molecular function: protein serine/threonine kinase activity; ATP binding.
AUGCCGGCGGCGGCGGGAGAUGGGCUCCUGGGCGAGCCGGCGGCGCCGGGUAGUGGCGGCGGCGCGGAGGAGGCGGCCAGGCCGGCGGCGGCCUGUGAGGGAAGUUUCCUGCCGGCCUGGGUGAGCGGCGUGCCCCGCGAGCGGCUCCGCGACUUCCAGCACCACAAGCGCGUGGGCAACUACCUCAUCGGCAGCAGGAAGCUGGGCGAGGGCUCCUUCGCCAAGGUGCGCGAGGGGCUGCACGUGCUGACCGGAGAGAAGGUGGCCAUAAAAGUCAUUGAUAAGAAGAGAGCUAAAAAGGACACCUAUGUCACCAAAAAUCUGCGGCGAGAGGGGCAGAUCCAGCAGAUGAUUCGCCACCCCAACAUCACGCAGCUCCUUGAUAUCUUAGAGACGGAAAACAGCUACUACCUGGUCAUGGAGCUGUGCCCAGGCGGCAACCUGAUGCACAAGAUCUACGAGAAGAAGCGGCUGGAGGAGUCCGAGGCCCGCAGAUACAUCCGGCAGCUCAUCUCUGCAGUGGAACACCUGCACCGGGCUGGGGUGGUCCACAGAGACUUGAAGAUAGAAAAUUUGCUUCUAGAUGAAGACAAUAAUAUCAAGCUGAUUGACUUUGGCUUGAGCAACUGCGCGGGGAUCCUGGGCUACUCCGACCCGUUCAGCACACAGUGUGGCAGCCCCGCCUACGCCGCACCAGAACUGCUGGCCAGGAAGAAAUACGGCCCCAAAAUCGACGUCUGGUCCAUAGGUGUGAACAUGUACGCCAUGUUGACGGGGACCCUGCCUUUCACGGUGGAGCCGUUCAGCCUGAGGGCUUUGUACCAGAAGAUGGUGGACAAGGAGAUGAACCCCCUCCCCACCCAGCUCUCCACAGGAGCCAUCAAUUUCCUGCGCUCUCUCCUGGAACCAGACCCCGUGAAGAGGCCAAAUAUUCAGCAAGCACUGGCCAACCGCUGGCUCAAUGAGAAUUACACAGGCAAAGUGCCCUGCAACGUCACCUACCCCAACAGGAUUUCUCUGGAGGACCUGAGCCCCAGCGUGGUGCUGCACAUGACRGAGAAGCUGGGCUACAAGAACAGUGACGUGAUCAACACGGUGCUGUCCAACCGUGCCUGCCACAUCCUCGCCAUCUACUUCCUCUUAAACAAGAAACUCGAGCGCUAUUUGUCAGGGAAGUCCGACGUCCAGGACAGUGUGUGCUACAAGACCCAGCUCUACCAGAUCGAGAAGUGCAGGGGCCCCAAGGAGCCGUAUGAGGCCUCCCUGGACACCUGGACCAGAGACCUUGAAUUCCAUACUGUGCAGGACAAAAAGCCCAAAGAACAAGAAAAACGAGGGGAUUUUCUUCAUCGGCCUUUUGCCAAGAAGAUGGACAAGAACCCGCCCUCGUACAGACAGCCUUCGGCCUCGCUCAUCACGCAGAUCCAGAACACCAAGGCGCUGCUCAAGGACCGCAAGGCUUCCAAGUCUGGCUUCCCCGACAAAGAUUCCUUCGGCUGUCGAAACAUUUUCCGCAAAACCACUGAUUCCAAUUGUGUGGCUUCUUCCUCCAUGGAGUUCAUCCCCGUCCCACCCCCCAGAACCCCCAGGAUUUUAAAGAAGCCGGAGCCCCAUCAGCAAGGGCCUGGGAGCGCCAGCAUCCCGCCAAAGGAAGAUCCCCUGAUGCUGGACAUGGUGCGCUCCUUCGAGUCUGUGGACCGUGACGACCACAUAGAACUGCUGUCCCCUUCCCAUCACUAUAGGAUUCUGAACUCACCUGUGAGCCUGGCUCGCAGGAAUUCCAGUGAGAGGACUCUGUCCCCGGGGCUGCUGUCUGCAAGCACGUCACCUCUGCAGACUCCUUUGCAUCACACUCUGGUCUCCUUUGCUCAUGAAGAUAAGAACAGCCCACCCAAGGAGGAGGGCGUGUAUUCCCCACCUCCAGUUCCCAGCGCCGGUCACACUCAGCCUCUGGGGAGCCCCAACUGUGUGAAGAGCCGGGGCAGGUUCCCCAUGAUGGGCAUUGGACAGAUGCUGAGGAAGCGGCACCAGAGCCUGCAGCCUUGUGCGGAGAGACCCCUGGAGGCCAGCAUGCCCCCGCUGCAGCCCUCAGCCCCCACAAGUCUUUCUUUUGACAUGGCUGACGGGGUCAAGGGCCAGUGUUAA